GUGCUUGGACGGGAAGUUUAUACCUCCAACAACCAGCUGGGCGGGAUCCAGAUCAUGCACAACAACGGAGUGACGCACAGCACGGUGUGCGAUGAUUUCGAAGGAGUCUACACUAUUCUGCAGUGGCUUUCCUACAUGCCAAAGAGUGUCUACAGCCCUGUCCCUAUCCUCAAAGUCAAGGAUCCUAUAGAUAGAACCAUAGAGUUUGUUCCUACCAAGACUCCCUAUGAUCCUCGCUGGAUGCUGGCUGGACGCCCAAAUCCAAGUCAGAAAGGACACUGGCAAAGUGGUUUCUUUGACAAUGGCUCGUUCCUGGAGAUCAUGCAGCCCUGGGCGCAGACAGUUGUGGUUGGAAGAGCAAGGCUGGGAGGAAUACCUGUAGGAGUAGUUGCCGUAGAAACGAGAACGGUGGAGCUCAGCAUCCCUGCUGAUCCUGCAAACCUGGACUCUGAAGCCAAGAUAAUCCAACAGGCUGGGCAGGUGUGGUUCCCUGACUCGGCCUUUAAGACUGCGCAGGCUAUCAACGACUUCAACAGAGAAGGGCUGCCUCUCAUGGUCUUUGCUAACUGGAGAGGCUUCUCUGGUGGAAUGAAAGACAUGUACGACCAAGUGCUCAAGUUCGGGGCCUACAUCGUGGAUGGCCUGAGAGAGUAUCGCCAACCCGUGCUUAUCUACAUCCCGCCACAGGCGGAGCUGCGAGGAGGCUCCUGGGUGGUGAUUGACCCCACCAUCAACCCUCGGCACAUGGAGAUGUACGCGGACCGAGAGAGCAGAGGAGGGAUCCUGGAACCGGAGGGGACGGUUGAAAUCAAAUUCCGCAGGAAGGAUCUGGUGAAGACGAUGAGGCGAGUGGACCCCGUCUACAUCCGCCUGGCCGAGCGGCUCGGAACCCCCGAGCUGAGCCCUGCUGACCGGAAAGAGCUGGAGACCAAGCUGAAGGAGCGGGAGGAGUUCCUCGUUCCCAUCUACCACCAGGUGGCCAUGCAGUUCGCCGACCUGCACGACACGCCCGGGCGGAUGCAGGAGAAGGGCGUCAUAACGGACGUCCUAGACUGGAAAACUUCCCGUACCUUCUUCUACUGGAGGUUACGACGUCUUCUUCUAGAAGAUGUGGUGAAAAAGAAGAUCCACGACGCCAAUCCCGAGCUGACUGAUGGGCAGAUCCAGGCUAUGCUGCGACGCUGGUUUGUGGAAGUUGAAGGGACGGUGAAGGCGUACCUGUGGGACAGCAACAAGGACCUGGUGGAGUGGCUGGAAAAGCAGCUGACGGAAGAGGAGGGCGUCCGCUCGGUUGUGGAGGAAAACAUCAAAUACAUCUCGAGGGACUACAUCCUCAAACAGAUCCGGAGCCUGGUCCAGGCCAAUCCCGAGGUUGCCAUGGAUUCGAUUGUGCACAUGACCCAGCAUAUAUCACCCACCCAGCGAGCCGAGAUCGUGCGGAUCCUCUCCACAAUGGACUCGCCUUCUUCAACGUAAGAGCAUCGAUUUCCCACACUCCCCUCCUGCCCCGUACAGUGGAGGGGAAAAAAAAA
Messenger RNA from Apaloderma vittatum (bar-tailed trogon), 1532 nucleotides. RefSeq names its product acetyl-CoA carboxylase-like. The transcript has 11 exons. NCBI's taxonomy places the organism in Eukaryota, Metazoa, Chordata, Aves, Trogoniformes, Trogonidae. The annotation marks the transcript as partial. Gene Ontology annotation, molecular function: acetyl-CoA carboxylase activity. The record is from RefSeq and is a predicted model, not a curated record.